Messenger RNA from Lineus longissimus, 978 nucleotides. Its product is annotated as annexin A5-like. The coding region runs from base 8 to 970 and encodes 320 amino acids. Gene Ontology annotation, molecular function: calcium-dependent phospholipid binding; calcium ion binding. The transcript has 9 exons. The record is from RefSeq and is a predicted model, not a curated record. Gene Ontology annotation, cellular component: cytoplasm. Lineage: Eukaryota; Metazoa; Nemertea; Pilidiophora; Heteronemertea; Lineidae.
UGAAAUUAUGGCAGAAUAUUAUCAGGGCACUGUUUUACCAAUGAAGGACUUCGAUGCCGAGAGGGCGAGUGAUUCUCUUAGAAAAUCUAUGGAAGGAUUAGGUACUGAUGAAAAACGGAUUACGAGGGAACUGUCUCAACAUUGUAAUGCACAGAGACAGGAGAUUGCAGCUGAGUAUAAGACCAAGUUUGGAAGAGACUUGGUUGAGGAUCUGAAGAGUGAAUUAAAAGGUGAUUGUGAGAAACUCUGCUGUGCAUUGAUGGUUCCAAGCUCUGAGUAUGAUGCAGUACUGCUGCACCAAGCAAUUAAAAACCUUGGCACAGAUGACCAAAGGUUAAUAGACAUUAUAUGCACAGCAUCUAAUGACAAAAUACUCAAAAUGAAGGAAGUGUACAGAGAGUUGUAUGGUGUUGAUUUAGCAGCUGAUAUUGACAGCGAUACAAGUGGUCACUUCCAGAGGAUCCUCCUGACACAACUGGUUGGUAAUCGUGACGACUGCACACAACACUACCACAAGAAAUCAAAGGAGGAUGCACAGAAACUGUACGACGUUGGGGAGGGACGGUUUGGUACUGAGGAAGAUGUUUUCAACCAUAUCCUUGGCAGCAGGAGUUAUGCCCAUCUACGACAUAUCUUCUACUACUACAAGAAGAUCUCUGGGGACGAGAUUGAGACUGCCAUAGAGGGGGAGACCAGCAGUAGCCUUCAGAAAGCUCUCUUAGCCAUUGUAAAGAUUGUGAAGGACCGCCCAGCCUACUUUGCUGAGCAGAUCUACAACUCAAUGAAAGGUCUUGGCACAGAUGAUGAUUCUCUCAUCAGCUUGAUUGUCAGUCACUCUGAGAUUGAUAUGGUGCAGAUCAAGAAAGCUUUCCUGACCAAAUACAACACAUUUAUGGAGUCAAUGAUCAAGGACGAUUGUUCUGGCGACUAUUGUGAUCUGCUUCUCGCUGUAAUUGGAGCAGACGACUAAAUCAGCGC